Dicentrarchus labrax (European seabass) is the source of this 3173-nucleotide messenger RNA. Its product is annotated as GATA zinc finger domain-containing protein 14-like. The record is from RefSeq and is a predicted model, not a curated record. The annotation marks the transcript as partial. The transcript has 3 exons. Lineage: Eukaryota; Metazoa; Chordata; Actinopteri; Moronidae.
AACUACUAUAACUCCUGGUCCAACCACAAAAACUCCAGCUCCAACCACCAAAACUACGACCAACAUAACUCCGGUUCAGACCACAACAACGCCGGCUCCAACCAACACACCUGGAACUCAAACCACGACAACUCUAGCUCCAAUCACCACAACUACAGAAACAACAACUCCAGGUGCAACAACCCCAACCCCAGGUCCAAUGACUACAACUCCAGUUCCAACUACUACAACUCCAGCUGCAACCACCACGACUGCAGCCACCACAAGUGCAGCUCCAACCACCACGAAUCAAGUUGCAACCACAACAUCUCCAGCUCCAACUACCACAACUGCAGCCACCACAACUCCGGCUCCAACUACCACAACUCUGGCUCCAACCAACACAACUGUAGCCACAACAACUCCGGCUCCAACCACCACAACUGCAGCCACUACAACUCCAGCUUCAACCACUGCAAAACCAGAUCCCACUACCAAACCUCUAGCUCCAACCACAACAACUCCAGCUCCAACUACCACAACUGCAACCACCACAACUCCGGCUCCAACCACCACAACAAUUACUCCAACCACCACAAUUCUAGCUCCAACCACCACAACUGCAACCACCACAACUCCGGGUCCAACAACCCCAACUCCGGGUCCAACGAGUACAACUCUGGCUCCAACUACUACAACUCCAGCUCCAACCAGCACAACUGCAGCAACCACAAGUCCGGCUCCUACCACUACAUCUCCAGAUCCAACCACCACAACUCAUUCUCCAACCACCACAACUGGAGCUCCAACCACUGCAACUGCGGCUCCAACUUCUACAACUCUGGCUCCAACUACCACAACUACAGAAACCACAACUCCGGGUGCAACAACCCCAACCCCGGGUCCAAUGACUACAACUCCAGUUCCAACUACUACAACUCCAGCUCCAACCACCAAAACUGCAGCCACCACAAGUCCAGCUCCAACCACCGCGAAUCAAGUUGGAACCACAACAACUCCAGCUCCAACUACCACAACUGCAGACACCACAACUCCGGCUCCAACUACCACAACUCUGGCUCCAACCAACACAACUGUAGCCACAACAACUCCGGCUCCAACCACCACAACAGCAGCCAAAACAAGUCCAGCUCCAACCACUACAACUCCAUAUCCAACUACCACAACUCUGGCUCCAACCACCACAACUGCAGCCACCAUAACUCUGGCUCCAACCACCACAAUUGCAGCCACACCAACUCCGGCUCCAACCACCACAACUCCAGCUCCAACCACCACAACUCUGGCUCCAACCACGACAACUGCAGCCACCAUAACUCCCACUACAACCACCACAAUUGCAGCCACACAAACUCCGGCUCCAGCCACCACAACUCCAACUCAAACCACUACAACUCCUGCUCCAACCACCACAACUGCAGCCAAACCAAGUCCAGCUCCAACCACUACAACUCCAUAUCCAACUACCACAACUCUUACUCCAACCACCACAAUUCUAGCUCCAAUGACCACAACUGCAACCACCACAACUCCGGGUCCAACAACCCCAACUCCGGGUCCAACAAGUACAACUCUGGCUCCAACUACUACAACUCCAGCUCCAACCAGCACAACUGCAGCAACCACAAGUCCGGCUCCAACCAGUACAUCUCCAGAUCCAACCACCACAACUCCUUCUCCAACCACCACAACUGGAGCUCCAACCACUACAACUCCGGCUCCAACUACUACUACUCCAGCUCCAACUACCACAACUACAGAAACCACAACUCCGGGUGCAACAACCCCAACCCCGGGUCCAAUGACUACAACUCCAGUUCCUACUACUACAACUCCAGCUCCAACCACCACAACUGCAGCCACCACAAGUCCAGCUCCAACCACCACGAAUCAAGUUGGAACCACAACAACUCCAGCUCCAACUACCACAACUGCAGCCACCACAACUCCGGCUCCAACUACCACAACUCUGGCUCCAUCCAACACAACUGUAGCCACAACAACUCCGGCUCCAACCACCACAACUGCAGCCAAAACAAGUCCAGCUCCAACCACUACAACUCCAUAUCCAACUACCACAACUCUGGCUCCAACUACCAUAACUGCAGCCACCAUAACUCCCGCUACAACCACCACAAUUGCAGCCACACCAACUCCGGCUCCAACCACCACAACUCCAGCUCCAACCACCACAACUACUGCUCCAACCACAACAACUCAGGCACAAACUACUACAAUUUCAGCUCCAACUACUACAACUCCUGCUUCAACUACCCCAACUGCAGCCACACCAACUCCGGCUCAAACCACCACAACUCCGACUCAAACCACCACAACUCCAGCUCCAACCACCACAACUCCUGCUCCAACCACUACAACUCUCACUCAGUCUAUUAUAACUCCGGCUCAAACUACUACCAUUCCAUCUCCAACCACCACAACUCCGGCUCCAACCACCACAACUCUGACUCCAACCACCACAAUUCUAGCUCCAACCACCACAACUGCAACCACCACAACUCCGGGUCCAACAACCCCAACUCUGGCUCCAACUACUACAACUCCAGCUCCAACCAGCACAACUGUAGCAACCACAAGUCCGGCUCCAACCACUACAUCUCCAGAUCCAACCACUACAACUCCUGCUCCAACCACCACAACUCCAGCUCAAACCAUCACAAUUUCAGUCACCACAACUCCGGCUCUGACCACUACAACUCCAGUUCCAACCGCAACAACUGCAGCCACUACAACUCCAGCUCCUACCAUAACAGCUGCAGCUGCCACAAAUGCUGCUGUAACCCCUACAACUGUGGCUCCAACCACUACAACUCCCAGUCCAACAAUAACCACCACAAAUACAGCCACCACAACUCUAGCUCCAACCACUACAACUCCGGCUACAACCACAAAAACUCCAGCUUUAAACACAACAACUGCAACCACCAAAACUCCGGUCCCGAUCAUCACAACUGUUGGUCCAACCUCUGCAACUCUGGCUCCAACCACUACAACUCUGGCACCAACCACUAAAACUGCAGCCACCACAACUCUGCCUCAGACAACGACAACUCUGCCUACGACCACCAAAACUCUUUAUCCAACCACAACAACUGCAGCCACCACAACUCCAGCUCCUACUACUACAGCUGCAGCCACCACAACUGCGGUUC